Molecule: messenger RNA, 1854 nt
Organism: Nematostella vectensis (starlet sea anemone)
Lineage: Eukaryota; Metazoa; Cnidaria; Anthozoa; Actiniaria; Edwardsiidae
Product: probable G-protein coupled receptor No9
Exons: 2
Coding region: 773-1744 (323 amino acids)
Biological process (GO): adenylate cyclase-activating adrenergic receptor signaling pathway
Cellular component (GO): membrane
Molecular function (GO): melanocortin receptor activity
Source: RefSeq, a predicted model, not a curated record
ACACCUGAGAGGAUCGAUAUGCUAUAAUGAUCUUUUCUGCUCCACCUAUUCCGCUGAGCAUAAAAAAAAUUUAAAUACCAUAGUCAUGGAUCGUUUUCGUCAUAACGUUAAAUAUUAAUCACCUGAAUAGAAAAAAAAGACAAAUUACCCCACAAUUUAAAUGUGAAAUUUUCAAGGAGCUUAUGUUUAAUUACCAUGUUCUUUUGGUCGUAAAGUUUAAAGAGUCUUCCUUGCUUGUUGCAUGUGUGGCGAGCGAAGAAGUCAGAGUUUACUCGGGAAACCAAGUGAGAACCUGGAAGAAGAAUACCAGCUCAUUUGCCUGGAAGGGUGAGCGCCAUGGUAACAACAUUUGACUAAAACAAGCUAAACAUAACGAAGGACAAUACCCUGGCAUUUGGUGGACACACAAAACAAAUUAAGUUAUCCAUGUAGGAACUGGUAUAAUAUCUCUGUUGACUGUGCGAAGAAAAAGGUUUUUUAUAUUUUUCUUCAGGACAAGGAGUUGUUCUCUAUUGUUUGAGUUUCUGUGAGAAACAUCGACAAAAGUAAAUUCGAACUUCAGAGUGCUUGCUGUCGGCUUCCAACUCGAAAUAGUUAAAAGAAAAAAGGACAGCCAUUUAGAAAGAGAAUUCAGUAUUUAAAUACAGAAAUAGUUAUAGCAUACAAAAUCCCGGGAGGAAGCGCGAAAUAUCAUCUAGAAGAAGUUUCUUUGUCGUGCUGGAAUACAUGAGAAAUCAAAACAGGUAAUUCAGCAAAGAGUUGGAGGUAAACGAUGGCAGCGCUUCCCUCACAUUGCAACGGCCUUAUCACAUACAAAGAAUCAAUCGUCAUCGCUACUUUUUGCAUUGUCGCCUCCCUGCUCGCGACAACGGGCAAUGUACUGGUCAUUGCAGCCAUCUUCCGCUCGAUUCGACUCAAAACAGUCUCUAACUUCUUCCUGGCUUCCCUGGCCGUGGCGGAUUUACUGGUCGGCGCGGUGAUUCUGCCAGUCAUCACGGCGAAGACGUUAAUGAGAGAAUGGCUGAGUACGCAUUCGCUGGUGUUCGCUAUUGAGAUCCUUGCGCUGCAAGCAAAGGUGGCUUCCACGUUCAAUCUCUCUGCGGUCAGCAUUGAUCGGUACAUCGCCGUCACGAGAGUUUUCCAGUACGAAGAUAUAAUGACGAGGAAGAAGUGUUUUACCGUCAUCGCGUGUGUGUGGAUAGGAUCUGUCUUCAUCGCCUUGCUAAGGCUCACCGUAUCCGAUCCAGUGCAUAUCGGCAUCGUCUGGAUGGUCAGCGAGUUCGUCGACUUUAUCAUCCCUCUAUGCAUCAUCCUCUUCUGCUACUUCCAUAUCUUCGCGAUCGCCCACAGACAGAACCGACAGAUCAAUGCCGAGAAUACGAGCACAGACCGAUCCAGGCAGCUUGCUAAGAGUACCAAGGCGGCAUUCACAGUGGGGGUCGUAAUUGGUGUGUUCUUCAUGCUACUCAUUGCCUCAUUCAUCACCGUUAUGGUACAGUUCACGUCCGAUCCUUGUGGUCAAGUUCGGAUGUAUAAGGUAUGGGCGUGGGUAGGCCCCAUACAGCUCCUCAACUCCGCGUGUAACCCACUCAUCUAUAGCAUCAGGAGCCGGGAGUUCAGGUCGGCGUUUAGGAAGCUGUUGCUAAGGCAGACGGGGAACAGCUCGGAGGGGACAAGUUUCAGAGAUGGGUCUACUGCGAGGAUCGUGAAGAUCAAGGUGCAGGCAGCUUCGACGGUUAGUUAGAGCCUCUACCAGCAAAAGGUACCCAACGAAAGAAUGAACCGAUGACGACAAUCGAAAUACAGCUUCCUUCGACGCUUAAGGUAGCUACUUAUUGCCAUUAAUAUCACGAA